AAACAAAAUAGCGUGAUUCGACUGAGUGGUUGUCUUUUGCCAAACUCGGGUUAGAAAUUUGAAGAUUUCUUGCUUAAAUAUCGUCAAAAUUUACCUAAACUACGCCUAUCAGGAUCGAGCAAUGGUUCCUUAAGUAUCCUGUACAGUCUGAUACGCAUGUGCAUGUAGAGGAAGAUGUCUGAAGCACCAUCUCAGAAUCAGAACAUCUCAAGGCAAGCUGACGAGGGGCCUGGAAAAUGCACAUCAUUUACUAUUCGUGCUGUAGCAGCAGUUGCUGGAAUCAUUUGUAUGAUAACUGGAUGCAUCACUUUCAUCUCUAUUUCAGCCAUGUGCAUUGUGGCUGGGGUUUAUUUAAUAUUGCUUGGAUUUCUGAUAGAGAUGUUUGAGGCUCCCAUCUGUUGUCAGUACUUCCGUCUAACUGAUAAGAUCAAUACUUGGGGUUCUAGUCUCCCGUCUUGGUUCAAAGCUUUGAUGUACUUUAUUUUACCAAUAUUUGCCAUUGUGAUGUGCCAGGGACUAAGUGUUAUCCUUGGUGCUCUUGUCGUUGCGGCUGUUGGCAUCAUGUAUGGCAUGGUUUUCAUCGGCAAAAAGGGAGAUGGUGUUCGGAAUGCUCAAAGGAGUCAUCAGUUUGAUGCAGUCAACCUUGUAGAAACUGAAGAACACAGUUUUACCAAAAGUAAUCCGUGAACUUCAUUCACUGCAGAUAUUACAGUUAUCUUAGGUUGUCAAAAAGAAAUCAUUUAUUUAUUGUGAGGUAAAAAGAUAAGUCAAAUUGAGUUCAGUGGAUAACCUAAAGAAUGAAUAUAGUACAGCAAUGGCAAAGGAGUUUUUGAACAAGUAAUGUCAAAUUUGCUCAUGUGGACAGAGUAGAGUUACAUAUCUUGAAAUUGAUUUCUUGUAGGGAGCAAUCAUUACCUGAAAUGUAAGGGGAUAACUGAGGGUGCCAAAGGCAGCCGACUUGUCAAAAGCUUGCAUGCAUGUUACCUUUUAGCAGGCCAGAACCAGGUAUGAUCUGUUCUAGUAAAUGCAUUCCAUGACAGACGUAAUGCCUGACCUCAGGAAGGAGUAUCCAUGGUUGGCAGGCCUGUAUUACUCACAAGUUACCAUGCCCUAGCUGGACCAAGUCCAUCAUACUCCAACACUUCAGGCUUUCUGCACUGAGUCCAUCAAAAUUGUUCAACAAGGGAAUGGAUUUUAAUGGAUUUGGGGUGGCUAGGGUUAAUGUACUUAUGGUUUAGCAUUUCCAUGGCAAAUGAAGUCAUUUGAGGACAUCUUAUUUCCACUGUAGCCCUCGUGUCUUGUCGGUUCCUCCUGUAUGUAUGGUAUCGUGAUGGUCAUUUGUUUCUUCUGGCAUGAAGCUGUUUUUUUUUUAUCAAUCUGUAAGUGAUUAAUAUUGUGUCAUUAACUUAUUGUUCUUGUGGUAAUUUUAGAAUCAUUAACAUUACGAUCAAAACGUUCAGGAACUUAUGAUGCUUUGGUCCUCCUUUACAUGGUUUCUUGAAUGUUUGGUUUGUUUAAGGGUGGCUUUCUCUUUGAAAUUGAUAUUUAAGUUAAAACAAACGAAAUCAGACCAAACAAAACGAUGACAAAAAGAAACUCGGAAAGGAAAUAGAACAAAGUCAAUUAUUUCUUAAAAUAAUAUCUCUUGAGAACAAGCUAUGCUAGUUGAAACAUUUUAAAACUUAAUUGUUACAUGUAUUUGUAUGUUUCUGGAAUACAGGAAAUAUUUUGGUUUUCUCCAGUUGUCCACUUCUUUACAAAUCUAAUGACAUCUUAUUAGGCUCGCCCCUUGAUCUGCACCUUUGUAACAAGCAAAAUAGCCUCCAUGGUAAGCUUAAGUAGCUCAAUGCUUUAUUGACGACAUCUUAAUGCACAUGGUAAAUUCACAGGACAUUUUUUAUACAUCUGAAUCAUUUUAGGCGUUGCUAAAAGAUUUUGAAAAGAUUUUUGCAUGUGUAUAUGCUCAAAAAUAUCUCCCAUAAGUAAAUACUAUAAAUGCAUGACGAUUAUAAAUUCUCCACUUUGACUACAAAUUCCUUUUACAUAUGUAUUACAAAAAGGGGAUACAGUGAUUGAUUGCGGGAAACAAGUUAUUGUAAUUUGUUGUAUUCAUUUAAAAGUGGAUAAAACAAUGAUCUUUAAGUAUGUAUCUACAAAAAAAAAUUAAGAACCAAUGACCAUCGUAAAUGUCUUUUGAAAAAUGUGAAAUUUUUCUGUAAAAUGUUACUCGAAUUAAAGUUAUUUUGGGGUGUAACAUGUCUGUGCACUUCCUGAGUUUAUGUAA
Messenger RNA from Acanthaster planci (crown-of-thorns starfish), 2284 nucleotides. Its product is annotated as calcium channel flower homolog. Gene Ontology annotation, cellular component: membrane. Gene Ontology annotation, biological process: vesicle-mediated transport. NCBI's taxonomy places the organism in Eukaryota, Metazoa, Echinodermata, Asteroidea, Valvatida, Acanthasteridae. The record is from RefSeq and is a predicted model, not a curated record.